AUGACAAGACGGGUCUACUUCUUACAACUUACUCUUCCCAUUUUCUUUCUGUGUUUGAAAGCAGUAUUCUCUCAAGACAUUAACGAGUGCAAUGGCCCGCCCUCGGAUAACCACUGUGGACGAGGUACCGUGUGUAUUAACACUGAAGGCUCCCACGUCUGUACGUGCGAGCCCGGAUGUAGAGGGUUGACAAUACAAGAGGGCAAAUACGUCUGCUUUGAUAUGAAUGAGUGUGAACUUGGGAAAGAUAACUGUGGGCUUGGCACGGUAUGUAAUAACACCGCAGGUUCGUUCUUCUGUACCUGUCAGACUGGAUAUGGAUCAAAGACUCUGGUCAACGGCACGUGGCAGUGUUCAGAACUAGAUUCUUGUUUCAUGCCAAAUAACUGUGGGGCCGGAACUAGAUGUAAGAACAGAUUGGGUGGAUCAUACGAUUGUGAGUGUCUGGCAGGAUUCUACAACCUUAAAAUGGAGGGCACUCAGUACACUUGUGAUAUCGACGAAUGCUUGUCUAGUAGGGCGAACACCUGUGGGCCGGGGACGUUCUGUGAGAAUACCCAGGGCUCUUACAAGUGCAAAUGUCUGUCUGGUUUCAGAAGUCUUACCAAGUCGUCAACAAAUCAGUAUUUGUGUAGUGACAUUAAUGACUGCCAAGGAGUGUUAAACAACUGUGGUGCCGGCACGAAAUGUACCAACGCCGUGGGUUCAUUCAACUGCCAGUGUUUACCGGGAUAUGUGGGUAAACGAUUGGUGAAUGGACGAUGGACAUGCUCAGAUGUAAAUGAGUGUUUGACUCCUGGGAACACCAUAUGUGGGUCGGGCACGGAAUGUGCCAAUCAAGAAGGGAACUACACUUGUAACUGUAAGACAGGUUUCACUGCCCGGUCAUUGCGGGCUGGGACUUAUAUCUGCACAGAUGUGGAUGAGUGCCGCCAGGGCAGAUCCCCAUGCGAAGCAGGACGGACGUGUCGGAACACACCCGGAUCAUUUACCUGUUCCUGUGCCCCGGGCUACACUAGCAGUAAUAUGCCCAAUGGACCGUGUGUGGAUCUUGACGAGUGUUCCAUUCCCGACACAAACCAGUGCCCCAUUGGAACCGUUUGCCAGAACACGGUCGGGUCCUACCAGUGUGCAUGCGCUAAAGGGUAUCGAAAGGCCCAGUCUCCACGAGGCACAUUUUCUUGUGUCGACGUAGAUGAAUGCGGCACAGGUGUACAUAACUGCGGAGAGGGUACCACGUGUCAGAACAGUAUCGGGUCGUUCGGCUGCUACUGUCCGGAUGGUACACUUAGUCGGGAGAAGAGUGGUCGCUUCUGGGUGUGUCCCACCAGUACAGGUCUGAACCUGUGUGACACCCGGGGAAGCUCUGUGUGUGGGGCGGGCACCGCCUGUGAGGUUGUGAGUGGUAACAUUUCCUGUACCUGUCUGCCAGGAUUCUCAAACAUCCGCGUUUUGAACGGGGUCAACACCUGCACAGGUACAGUACACACAUAA
Messenger RNA from Liolophura sinensis, 1494 nucleotides. Its product is annotated as latent-transforming growth factor beta-binding protein 4-like. The transcript has 11 exons. Bases 1 to 1494 code for a protein of 497 amino acids. The record is from RefSeq and is a predicted model, not a curated record. Lineage: Eukaryota; Metazoa; Mollusca; Polyplacophora; Chitonida; Chitonidae. Gene Ontology annotation, molecular function: calcium ion binding.